AUGCUCGUCACCGAUCGAAGUAGGGUGUGUAUCCUUGUUGGACUCUUCAUCAGCUUCGUCUCGCUGCUAUUAAUUGUAUAUUACAACUUUCCUGAAAUGGAAGAAAGGCACCGAAAGGACUUCAAAUAUCCCAGAAGCUUGGAAGAUGCGAAAAGUCUUGGAAGAGUCCUACUCCAUUAUCGGGAUGAACACAUCCUAACAGUUUUCUUCGGAGUAGUAGUAGUCUAUAUUAUGCUUCAGUCGUUUGCCGUUCCAGGAUCGAUUUUUCUGACCAUAUUGUCUGGUUAUCUCUUCAAUUUCUUUGUUGCUUUACUUCUUGUGUGCACAUGCUCUGCCACAGGAGCCUCAAUAUGUUACCUGCUGUCGUAUCUGUUUGGCCGCGACAUCGUACUGCGUAAAUUCCCAGAUCGAGUUCGAAAAUGGCAAGAAGACAUUGCUAGUCACAGGGACAAUCUGCUCAGUUACAUAAUUUUUCUACGGAUCGAGCGGAUGCCAACCGCUCAACGAGUGCGACGAGAUGCAAAUUCGUACGGUGAGGCAUGUCGUCCGGCGUGGCUUGACCAGUCUAAGCAGUAG
Ostertagia ostertagi is the source of this 576-nucleotide messenger RNA. The record is from the annotation of a GenBank genome assembly. Lineage: Eukaryota; Metazoa; Nematoda; Chromadorea; Rhabditida; Trichostrongylidae.